This is a messenger RNA of Mangifera indica (mango), 1395 nucleotides long. RefSeq names its product vacuolar protein sorting-associated protein 26C. NCBI's taxonomy places the organism in Eukaryota, Viridiplantae, Streptophyta, Magnoliopsida, Sapindales, Anacardiaceae. The transcript is spliced from 11 exons. Gene Ontology annotation, cellular component: endosome. The record is from RefSeq and is a predicted model, not a curated record. The coding region runs from base 126 to 1082 and encodes 318 amino acids. Gene Ontology annotation, biological process: intracellular protein transport.
CAGAAGGUUUUAUUAAAUGGUGGUGGUUCUCAGACAUUUUACUAAAACUAAAAGAGGGCUAAAUUGUCAGAUUGAAUCCAUAUAGAACUGAAUUUUGAAAGGUGCAUCGUCUUCCUCAGUUGAAAAUGCCCAGCAUCGAGCUCAAGCUCUCCCGAUUCAAUCGUAUAUAUCAACCUUCUGAUCUUCUGGAGGGAAAAAUCGUAAUAAAGUCAUCUUCCUCCGUUUCUCACUACGGGAUUGUCCUCGCCAUCAACGGAUCGGUCAACUUACAGGUUCGUGGAGGAUCGGCUGGUGUCAUCGAAUCUUUCUAUGGUGUUGUGAAACCUAUUCCAAUUGUGAAGAAGAACAUUGAGAUCAGAACUUCUGGGAAGAUUGGUCCAGGUACAACAGAGAUACCAUUUUCAAUAAACCUGAGGCAGUGUGGAGAAGAAAAUUUAGGAAGGUUCUAUGAGACCUUUCAUGGAGGGAAUAUUAGCAUCCAGUAUUUGAUAACUGUAGAUGUUAUGCGGGGAUACCUACAUAAAUCGUUAUCUGCAACGCUGGAAUUCAUUGUUGAAACUGAUAAAGCUGACAUCCGUCAGAGCCCAAUUUCUCCCGAGAUGGUAGUCUUUUACAUUACUCAGGAUACGCAGAAACACCCAUUACUUCCUGAACUAAAAACAGCUGGCUUUAAGGUGACAGGAAAAGUGUCAACACAAUGUUCUUUGGUGGAACCUCUCACUGGAGAGCUAACCGUAGAAGCAUCUUCAGUUCCUAUUCAAUCUAUCGACUUGCACUUGCUGCGAGUAGAGUCAAUUCUUCUAGGGGAAAGAAUUGUAACUGAAACCUCCUUGAUACAGACAACACAGGUAGCAGAUGGAGAUGUUUGUAGUAAGUUGAUGAUGCCUAUCUAUGUGAUACUCCCUCGUCUUCUCACUUGUCCAACUGUCUUUGCUGGUCCAUUUUCGAUAGAGUUCAAAGUUUGCUUAGUUAUCACAUUUCAGUCAGAGCUCGCCAAAUUGCAUACAAAGUCUGAUCCUACGACCCCAAGACUCUGGCUGGCCAUGGAGACUCUACCACUUGAACUUGUUCGAGCAAAGUGAAACAAACGGGGGUAAGCAACACUUGAUCAAGGAGAUCUAUUCAUGGUAAUUAAAACUAUCAUUCAAGAGCAGGAAUAAGGUUGCGAUGCAAAUCCAUUUCUACUGUGCAUUGUUCUGGAAAUGAAUUUCUAUAUUUGUUGUUUGUGUGUAAGCUUAAAGAAUGUUCAAUCAAUAUAUUUAGAUUCCGACUAGACAUUGACCCCGUGAAAGGACUGGUCUAGGUCAAUCGAUGAUCAGAUUAGUAUGUUGUUUAAAUCAAUGGUAAAAAUAAUAUUGAAUGAUUAAAUAUAAAUCUGAAUUAUAAUUUUUAAAA